AUGUCGUUUUACAAACUUUUACCCUCAAUAAAACUCUAUAUUUUUUCCCGCGUAUUCCGCGCGAAGCCGAUCACCGCCCUCCCGUUCGACGACGAGGACAAAGUUGUCGCGGAAUCCCAGAAGAACGCAUUCGCAGACGUCACAGAAAUCCUGAGGGAUGCGUCAAUGGAGGACGAGGAUGCGGCCACUGAGGUUGCGGUACCUUCGGGCUUGACAGCUGAAGGGAUCCAGGAGAGCGAGGAGGCUGUCAUUAGCAGUGGGUCAGUGCCGGACCCUGCAGUGACCUCCCCCUGUCCUUGCGCACCACGUCCUGAGUUGAUACAAUUGUCAGACUUUCCACUUGACACCGUGUAUGAUCCACUGUUUGAGAGGAAUGAGGAUGUUCCUCUGAUUGGUCUAGGACUGAUGGGCCUCCCUGAGCACAUCAAGGAUACCAGUACUAUAUCAGAUUCCUUGGAUAGCCCCUGUGCUAGUUAUUUUACCCAUAACAGAAUUCCUGGUAAUGUUUUGUAA
Sparassis crispa is the source of this 513-nucleotide messenger RNA. RefSeq lists its product as hypothetical. The coding region runs from base 1 to 513 and encodes 170 amino acids. NCBI's taxonomy places the organism in Eukaryota, Fungi, Basidiomycota, Agaricomycetes, Polyporales, Sparassidaceae. The record is from RefSeq and is a predicted model, not a curated record. The transcript has 5 exons.